CUUUAUAUCCCUUUCAACCUUUUCCACCUCCCCCCCUCCUCUCUCUCCCUCUCUCCUCCUCCUCCUCCUCCUCCGCCUUCCACUUCCACUUCCACUCAUGAGCUCGAGCUCGAGCUAGCUCUAGCUCUCUCCACCCUCCUCCAGCCACCGCUUCCACCUCCCCUAGGAGGCUAGCACACAGCACACAGUAGCACUAGCUCGUCGUCGAUCACGCGCGCCACCGCCCAUGGACCGCAAGGACAAGGCCCGCAAGAACUUCUCCUCGUCGUCCUCCUCCUCGGCCGCGUCCAUGGCCGCGCUCGCCGCCGCGGCGGCCGCGGGGGACGGCGGGGCGGCGCUGCCGUCCCCCAUGGAGGAGGACAAGAAGCCCAGGCUGGUGGCGUCGUCGCUGGCGCCCGUGGCAGGCGGCGGCGGCGGCGGUUCCUCCUCGUCCGCUGCUGUUGCUGCUGGCGCGUCUUCUAGCUCCUCCUCCUCCUCGGUGGCCGCGGCGGCGAGGAGGGGCGCGGGCCGUGCCGGCGGUGGCGCCCCGUCGGGCGGCGGCGGCGGGCCGAGGUGCCAGGUGGAGAGGUGCGGCGUCGACCUCAGCGAGGCUGGGCGGUACAACCGGAGGCACAAGGUGUGCCAGACGCACUCCAAGGAGCCCGUCGUCCUCGUCGCUGGCCUCCGUCAGCGCUUCUGCCAGCAAUGCAGCCGGUUCCAUGAGCUGACGGAGUUCGACGACGCGAAGAGGAGCUGCCGGCGGCGGCUGGCCGGGCACAACGAGCGGCGCCGGAAGAGCGCGGCGGACACGGCGCACGGCGAGAACUGCCGCCACGCCGACCAGGACGCCGGCCGGAGCCACCAGGGCACCGGGAACCCGCCGUUCCAGAUCAGAUAAACCUACCUAAGCAUGCUCCCUCUCUUCUGUCAUGCAGCCAUGCUAGUGUGAGUGUGUGUGUUCGUGCCACUACUACUACUACAUGUCUACAUCGAUCUAUCUACCUAUAUAUAUCCACCACCUACGUCCCUUCUUCCUCAAAUCAAUCAAAUCUAUCUAUCUAUCUAUUUAUCUAUCCCUGAAUCUAUCUCUAUCCGGUGUGCUUUGCUGCUGCUGAUUAACUGGCAGUGUGAUCAUCUCCCUCUACUGCUGCUACAUAUAUGCAGUGCUAUGCUGGAGAGGCAUAAAUGUGCUAUAUAUAUGUUCUCUGCCACAACCCUAAGCUAAUUGUAACCUGUUGAUUAAGCAGGUGUUCUAGGGAUUCUCUCUCUCUCUCUCUGUGUGAGGGUGUGUUUGAUGUGUAAUUGUACUAUUGCCUUUGCCCAACAGAAACUUGUAGGCUGCAGUGUGCCUAUGUAUGCUGUUGUGCCGGGAUGGCAGUGGUAAUAUAUGCUGUUUGAGUCACCGUUUUCUGCA
This is a messenger RNA of Oryza sativa Japonica Group (Japanese rice), 1393 nucleotides long. The record is from RefSeq and is a predicted model, not a curated record. NCBI's taxonomy places the organism in Eukaryota, Viridiplantae, Streptophyta, Magnoliopsida, Poales, Poaceae.